Molecule: messenger RNA, 499 nt
Organism: Cydia splendana
Lineage: Eukaryota; Metazoa; Arthropoda; Insecta; Lepidoptera; Tortricidae
Exons: 3
Coding region: 1-366 (121 amino acids)
Source: RefSeq, a predicted model, not a curated record
AUGGAGCUGAAAAAAAAGCCGGGGCGGGUCGCUACUUCUAUAGUAUAUGGUGUUCCAUCCACUAACAAUAUAUAUUUUGUCCCCAGCAAACACGUGACCAUCCACGUCCCCUACAAGGUCCACACCAUCCACCACCACCACGUCUCCAAAGUCCACGUGCCGGUCGUCAAAGAGGUCCCCGUGAUCAAGGAGGUCCCCGUCUACAAGGAGGUGCACGUGCCAGUGAUCAAGCACGUGCCUUACCCGGUGGAGAAGAAAGUGGUGGUGGAGAAGAUAGUGCACGUGCCCGUGCACCAUCAUGAGGAACACAAGUGGGAGGCGCCCAAGGGGUGGGAGAGCGAGUCGCUGUCGCACGGCUGGAACUGAUUGAGUUGCGAGUGUAUUAGUAGAAAUAGGUAUAAAUAAGAAUGCGAAGAGAGAUUAUAUGACAAGCUGCAAACUUGGUGAAAUAAAUAUCAACAUACACAAAAUUCAGUGGUGCAAGCAAAUAUAAACCUGG